UUAAUUGUAAUGUAUAGAGGGCGCUCCAGUCAAUACAUCCAUUAUACAUUGUUGUGAAAUGCCAAGUUCUCAGUCAACGUUGGUAUAGCAAUAAACAGUAACUAUGGAUACUCGGACUCCAACAUUUGUUAUGUUUGAUUCAAGUGCUCAUCAAAUGAAAUGGGGCCAGCACAUAAUGGACAGUCUUCAAUCACUGCGAGAAGAGGCUUUAUUCUGCGACAUUAAGAUCAAAGUUGAAGAGCGGGAAUUUCCUGCGCACAAAAUUGUUUUGUCGGCAGCAAGUGAAUAUUUCCGUGCCAUGUUCACAGGUGGACUCAAAGAAUCCUCGCAAGAUAUGAUUGAAUUUCAAGAAGAGACCGAUGUCUGUGCCGAGUCUUUUGAAUUGAUUCUCAAUUUUGCGUAUUCUUCGCAUCUUGCAUUAACCCCAGAAAACGUAUUUGACGUUCUUGCUGCUGCAAACCAUUUGAGUAUGCCCAUUGCAGUUACACAGUGCAUUGAUUAUAUCGAACACUGCUUCCUUCAUGAAAAGUUCAACUUUGAGGAUUUUCUAAAAAUAUCUGAAAUGGCAAAUAAUUUUGAUUUGAAAAGUCUACGAGAGACAGCUGAUAGGUACAUCACACGGAACUUUGUAGAGGUUUGCGAGACUGAAGAUUUCUUAGAAUAUAUGACGGCGAGACGCUUAGCUAGUUUUUUGCAGAAAGAAGACUUGGCUGUUAGUGGAGAAUAUCCGAUUUUGAAAGCUGUUAUAAACUGGAUUCGACACGACAAAGAAACCCGUUUACAUCACUCAGCCAUGCUCCUUAAGAAGGUACGAUUAGGGCUGCUGACGGCACAGGAGAUUGUAGAAGCAUUUGAUCGAGACAUUUUAACAGUACCUCAAUGUAAACUGCUGUAUGAUCAGCUGAUGCAACACCAUGCAACGGCAAAGGCUGUUACGGGACCGCUUUUCGCUCAACUUCCACAGUUGUUUGCACCAAGACUUUCUUCAAAGUCUAUGGUAGCAAUUGGAGGACACACAUCGAUGAGUUUCGUACGGCAGUAUAAUGCAAAUACCAAAGCAUGGGAACCUCUAAAGAACUUUGCGCAGUUGCCAUAUCAGACAGUGAUCAACCACACCGCUGUUGUAGUCGGUGAACACCUAUUCAUCGCAGGUGGUGAAUACAUCAACUCUGGUAAAAAUGCCACCAGGAACUACUUUUUUGUCUACAAUGCAAAAGGCAACAAGUGGUCCAGUUUGCCACCCAUGAAAGUUGAGAGAAAAAGUUUCUCACUAGUCCAUCACGAAGGAUUUAUCUAUGCAAUUGGUGGCCUUGAUAAAGAUGAUAACCCACUUCGUUCGGUGGAGCGUUACGAUCUUGCUCGCAGUAAAUGGGUUUGCGUCGCUGCAUUGGAUGAAGCCCGCUACAACACAACCGCCAUUCUAUUCCAUAACAAGAUCCAUAUUUUCAAAGGACACGGUCAGGUUCGCUACACUUGUUUCGAUCCAGAACUCAACUCAUGGUUACCAGAGAAACGAUUAGGAUUAAAUUCAAAUCGACAGGUAGACUUGUACAUCAAAGAUGAGAAACUCUACUCUGUGUGUUACAAGUCCGUGCCAAGUAGGGUGUAUGGAUCUCAACAAUGGGAUUUGUGUCCAUCAGUAGUGGAGCAUCUGUUGGAUGAAUCUGGCACAGUCCAUUCAGGAAUGUACAUCUCCCAAGACCAAAGUCUUAUACCAGAGAAUGGUAUUGGUGCGUUUAGAAUUGGCGAUAGGGUAUACUUCUUUGUGAAUGGCUUCUGUUUUGAUAGCCAUCUAAGUACAAGUGCUACUCAGGUGUAUGAUAUUGAGUUGGAAGACUGGGAGACGCUCUGCCAUGGAAUAAGUGGGGCGGCAAUCUCUCUGUUGCCUCUUCGUCUUGGGUUAUUAACCCAUUAACACACUUUUAAGAUUCAUUUCAUCAAAUACAAUGUAUGGUCUCAAUUGAAUUCCAAAAGAGAAAAUUACUUUACAACCCAAAAUUAAAACAGUUUAAAGCUCUGUCCAAACUAUCAAAUUUCAUUUGACAAAGAACUGGUAUAUGCCCAUAUAUAGUCAUGAUGUGCCUAUAUAUGAUCAUUAUAUGAUGUCAUCAUUACCAUAUUUAGGCAUGUCACAUGUUUUUGUCAAAUAAAAUUGGAUAGUCUUGACAAGGCUUAUUAGAGUUGAAAUUAUGUUCGGCAUUAUAUUAGUUGUUGUGGAUAAACAAAUGUAUUAAUUUUUUUUUUUUUUUCAAACCAACAAUUUGAUUUGUGUCAUAAACUGGACACAACCCAAAAUCAUCGACAGAGAAGCUGACACAAAUGCCCGAUGUAUAAAAAAAAAACUAUGAAUCCGGAGAUGAGGGCGCCCACUACCUAAGUGAAGUAUAUGACAGAAUUCGACCUCUAGGGGUCAAUCUUUCUAGUGACAGAUAGUCUGUAGUGAAAGGAAAGUGAAAGUGGUUAGUCGAAGGUUAGUGAAAUCAGAUUGUUGGUAUGAAAACAAUAAUUGUUAAUACCUGUACUGUACAUUAUAUUAGUUGAAUUGUGUCGUUAUAGGUUGUAGCCAUACAUCCACAGUAAUUUAUUUUAAUGGUCAUAUAGACUUGUGUCAAACAGAAAGCGGACAUUUCAGGAUGAUAAUAUUUGUCCACAGGGAAAAAAGGGGGUCACUAAAGUGUACUGUAUUAUGUGAAUAUAUGGACUGUUUUUACUGUGUUAAGCAUUGAGAUUCAAAUUUUAAUAACAGUAUAAAAAUAAGUAUUGAAAAUAUUAACUUCUAUGUUAUAUGCAAGUUUUAGAACAUUUCAGUAUUUACAUAGUUGCUAUAAUUGUAAUAGUUUGUUUUGAGUUAAAUUCAAGCUUCCGUUUCCUCUAGUACGGUAAUUAGUUUAGUGAUUCUGUGGUUUAGUUCUACGUUGAAGUAAGAUAUCUUCUAACUGGAAUAUUAAGUGUUUUUCUGUGGCCUGAUUCCUGAGAAACUAAAAGAUGAUUAUUGUUUAUUGAAGACAUAAUUGUAGUUAAUUGUAUUAAAAACAGGAAAUUAUAAAACAGAAAUUAGCCAACAUCAAAACAGACUGAAGAAUGGUUUCACUCAGCAGUGAGUAGAAAAUAUAAUUUAAUAAGUUGAUUAAAAAUUGUAAUAAACCUUUCUUGGCAUGUUCCAUUUUAGUUAACUGUAUUUAUUUUCUAUGUAUCCAAAAGCAAUUGUCAAUUACAAGAUGGAAUUAUGCCAAAAUAAAACUUUUUGAUGCCCAAGCUCAUCUCAAAA
Messenger RNA from Anneissia japonica, 3268 nucleotides. RefSeq names its product kelch-like protein 20. The transcript has 4 exons. Lineage: Eukaryota; Metazoa; Echinodermata; Crinoidea; Comatulida; Comatulidae. The record is from RefSeq and is a predicted model, not a curated record. Bases 104 to 1915 code for a protein of 603 amino acids. Gene Ontology annotation, molecular function: protein binding.